ACGUGAUUGCACCAUGUGCUGGGAGUUUUGAAUUGUAUUUAUAGUUUCUAAUUUAUAAAAUAAAGUUUCAUUAUAAGAAGAUUAAAAUGUUAUUGCUGCUAUUUAUAUAAUAUUUUUGGAUUAUGCCAACAAGUAUAUAUUUGAUGUCAUCUAAAUUGUUAAAUAUGGCAGAAAAUACCUUACCUGCAUUAUAUCCUUUAUGGCAUACAUCAACAUUUAGUAAUCACUUGUGUGCUUUUUGUGUUAUGGACUUCAGUUUAAUUCCUGACCAUGGAGGCACUGGAGUAGAUGUACAUUUUGAAUCUGAAUCAUUAAAUAGGGAAAAUAAUUGUUUAUUGUCUGUUUUAAAACAUGAAAAUACUAAAAACUUUGUGUCAGAAAAAUGUUCACUUCCCUUUACCCCUCCAAAUAUGUUAGAAGAGUUAUUUGAUCCUUGCUGUGAACAGCUGUGUCAGUUACACAGGCAAGAGAAACAAUUUUAUAAUAGUUUAUUUCGUACUGUACACAGUAAGAGCAAGGCCAGCAAAAAGUUUUAUCUUAAUUUUGAGAAACAGUUAUCUAGAUCCAGUAUAAAACAGGAAGAAAUUGUAGUACCAAAAUCAUUAUAUGAGAUGGCAGAAAUUAUGCCUGAAAAAUUACCUGUUCCCAAAGAAAACUGGCUCUAUUCUGGAGGAUGUCUCAGUUGUGUUAAAUGUGUAAAUAUAAAUGAUGAUAUGCCAUUACUAAUAUAUCCAGGAGGAAAACAUCUAAAUGAAGUUAUGAUAACAGAACUCAGUAGAAACUUAGAUAAUGAUAAAUUUUUUAAUUAUUCAACUAAAGAAAAGAUUAAAGUUAAUAAUAAUAUAUGUCAAAUAUAUUCACAAGCAUUCUCAGAAAAAAUUUUAUGUUCUGUACGAGAAAAAGAACGUUGCAAUUUUUUAUCAAUAACUUCAGAUUGUGCAAGUAUUGAUUCUGUUUUUAAAAUAAUAGAUGAUAAAUUGGCUUAUUGUUGCUUAAGUCCCUAUAUAAUGGGUGAAUAUGCAUUAUGUACUCAAAAAGGACAUUUAAUAAUUAGGAAUUUUGAUAAUGAUAAAACAUUGUGGGAUUCGGAAUGUAAUGAUAAUAUUAAGAUUCAAAUGGAAAGAUUGGAUUCCUGGCAAGGGUGCUACUUUGGAUCACAUCCACGUUGUAUAUCUUAUUCUAAUAGUACUACAGUUUGUCUUGCUGAUAUAAGAAGCAAACAUUCCAAAUGUUUGGAAUUGUUUCCAAUUAAAAGUUUUUUUCUUUUAUCAAAAGAAGAAAUUACUUUUUCCAGACUAAACAUACAUCAAUCUUUUCAUCACUAUGUAGCAACUACAAAUCAUUUAGUAUUAAUUGAUGAACGUUUUCCUAAAAAACCUAUUUUGAUAUGGAAUCAUCUUUUAGAUUCUUCUCCAAUGUAUUGUGAUAUACAAAAAAUUGAUGAUUCUAGAAUUCAAUUAUUAUUAGGUUCACAUCUCCCACAACAAAUUUGUUGUUUUCAAGUAAGUUCUUCCAAUCAAAUACAGCCAAUUUCAGAUAUGUCUCCUUGGCAUCUUUCAAAACCAAAAGAUAUAGUCAAAUAUUUAAAAUUUAGAGAAAAGAUCUGUGACGAUACAGUUUUGCAACGGCUCUCGAUGCCUUUAAUCGGAACUUGUAGUACAAUACAUGAUAAUGGGUUUGUGACUUUUCAACUAUCAUCUGUAGGUGAUAUAUUUUAUCAAGACUAUUUUUGGAAUCUAAAGGAGAAAAAAGAACAGCAAUUUGAUUCUAGUUGUGAAUUUACAGGUCCAUUUGAAAUGUCUGAUAUUGAUUGGUGGAUAAAAGAAGCAUCAUUAAAUGAAAUUCCUAAUGCAAAAUGUGAUUCAUCCUGGGAACCAUUUUCAGUAGUUGAUUGCUCUGAACAGAUGAAUGAUAUUAUUGAUAAUUGUAUUUCUUCAAAACAUUGCAAAUUCUGUAGUCAUAUUAAAAGUACAACAUUCAGUAAUGAAGAAAUAUGUCCAUCCUGUAAUAUAUGUACAGAAGAUAGUAAAUCUAUAUUUACUUCCUUUGAUGAUAAAACAGUUAUCAAAAAAUUACCUUCAUUGUGCAAUAAACAAUUUUCAUUUAAAUGUAAAAUUCCCCCUUAUGAAGAAAUGGAUUCUUUAUCUAAAGAUAUGUAUGAUGUAUGGUUCAAAGAAACUACAGUUCCUAUUAGAAAUGAAGUUGAAGCUGAUUCUAAUUUAAAUUAUAACAUUUCUUGUGAUAAUAACAGUUAUAAUAGUAAUCUUUUGAAUGAAAGUAUGAUUAAUAAUGAUGAAAUGGAAGAUAUAAUUCCUCCUAGUCAAGAAAUUUCAACAGUUGGUGGUGAAAGAAUUAAGAUACGAUCACAAAAAGUUUCUUUUGUAGCAGGUUUUUAAAUAAUAAUAGUGAGACAAGGCGAUUUAAAAUAAAGUAUUUUAUAUUUUUAA
Centruroides sculpturatus (bark scorpion) is the source of this 2447-nucleotide messenger RNA. RefSeq names its product TATA box-binding protein-associated factor, RNA polymerase I, subunit C-like. Gene Ontology annotation, cellular component: fibrillar center. The transcript has a single exon. Gene Ontology annotation, biological process: transcription by RNA polymerase I. NCBI's taxonomy places the organism in Eukaryota, Metazoa, Arthropoda, Arachnida, Scorpiones, Buthidae. Gene Ontology annotation, molecular function: RNA polymerase I core promoter sequence-specific DNA binding. The record is from RefSeq and is a predicted model, not a curated record. The coding region runs from base 123 to 2396 and encodes 757 amino acids.